This is a messenger RNA of Quercus lobata, 540 nucleotides long. RefSeq names its product ankyrin repeat-containing protein BDA1-like. The transcript has 2 exons. NCBI's taxonomy places the organism in Eukaryota, Viridiplantae, Streptophyta, Magnoliopsida, Fagales, Fagaceae. Gene Ontology annotation, molecular function: protein binding. The record is from RefSeq and is a predicted model, not a curated record. Bases 1 to 540 code for a protein of 179 amino acids.
AUGACUCCUUUGCAUUAUGCUGCAACAACAGACAUUCACCUUGAACUAUUGGACGAAUUUCUCAAAGUCUGUCCCCAAUCUAUUAAAGAUGUGACAAUUCAAAACGAGAAUGCUCUGCAUAUUGCCUUGAAAUACGACAAGUUGGAGGCUUUUCUACACUUGGCUGUGAGGAAGUUAUUAUAUUCUGGUGUUGAUAUAAACACUAAGAAUUUAAAGGGUAAUACGGCAGGCGUUAUGUUGGGACAACAAAAUCAAAUAGAAAAUCGCAAGAUCAACGUUAUGCUACGGCGUGCUGGAGCUUUACCAGCUUCAUCUCUUCCUAAAGUAAUUUAUUAUGCACGUUACCUAUGGUCCUUAUUCUCAUAUAUUGAGAAAAUAAGAAUGCAUUGUAUUGGUGAAUGGACCGAAAUAUCAGACGACAGGUGCAAUAUGCUUUUGGUGGUUGCUACACUUCUUCUGACUGUCACCUAUCAAGCAGUACUCAGCCCUCUUGGGGGACUUUGGCAAGAUGAGUACCAUCCUGAACCCAAUACCACAUAA